CGGUAUCACAUCGGUUAUCCUUUGUUGAGUGAAAGUCCGAGUCGGAGAUACUUUCCUGUAGCAUCCAAAAGGGCUCUCCAGCCCAAAUUUUAAUGCAGAAAUGAUGUUUAGAUCUUCUUGCUGUUUGAUGGAUCAUCCUGGUUUUCUUUCAGAGUCUUGUAGUUUUAGCAAAUAUAAGUACAGAUUUUCUAGGUGUGCUAGUUUUAAGAAGUGCUUAGGCCUGAAAAGUAGUGAGCCCUCUGCAGUUGAGCUAUCUAGAAGGGCUUUUUCAGAAAGUAAUCUGAUGCUCCCUCUCACCAGGAAUAAGGAAAGCAAUCAGAGAAUUGGGGCAUGUCAUUUUUGUAGAGUAAUGCGGUCAAGGAAGAGUGGGUUUUUAGUUGCUGCAGAUCAUAGCAGAGUUGAAUUCAAGAGGAUGGUUAUGAUGAAUUCUCCCAAUCAGGAAAGCCAUCAUGAGAAUUGGCCUCCUUUCGGAGAAGUUCAAUCCGAGAGGGAUAUAAUCCACCAUCCCGAGAAUUCUCUAGAAGUACAUAAAAAACAGGUUACCCACAAAUGUUUUGACUCUUUGGACGGUGGAAGUAUGUCUGAAAAUUCUGUAAUGGCAGAGAACUGGCUGGGUUUAAAGGUUGGACUGAAUGGAAUGGCUUUAGUCUGCACUCAAAGAGGAUGUGCCCCUGCCCAUGUAUGUGAAAUAGAGCAUAGAAACGAAAGCUCCGAGAUUCAUGGCGGUGAUGGUGGUAGAGGGGAAGAGGAAAGCUGUGGAACAGAAUCCAGCAGCACAGAUUUGUAUUAUCAAAUGAUGUUGGAAGCAAACCCUGAUAAUCCUCUUCUGCUGAGAAACUAUGCCAAGUUUUUGCACGAGGUUCAACAUGACAUGAAGAGAGCAGAAGCAUACUUCUGCAGGGCCAUAUUGGCAAGCCCUGGGGAUGGAGAGAUCAUGUCACUGUAUGCCAAAUUCAUAUGGGAAAGCCACAAGGAUCCAGCUCGGGCCGAAACUUACUUUGAAAGAGCAGUGGAAGCUGCCCCUGAAGACUGCAAUGUUAUUGCAUCUUAUGCAUAUUUCCUCUGGACCUGCGAAGAGGAUGAAGAAGAGAAUGUCAUUACUACAGAAUAAAAUGUAAUGGAUCCGGCCAAUUUGAGCUCUGUAAAAACUGCUGCUGCUUAAUGUUUCAUCUAGGCUUAAAAGUAGUAAUGUCCAGAUCAGAGUAUUUUCUUGACAAAAUUAGUUUCCAAAUUUUUCAUGGGAUUUUAUCUUUGACUGUUUUUAAAUUUCUUAUGUCAUUUCCAAGAUAAUAUAGUACAGAUAUAAAAGUUUAGUUACGAGAAUGGAGUUUGAUGAGCUACUAAGGGACAGCCUUUGCCUAUGAUGAGACUGGAUAUUUGUUGUCCUCACAAAACGUCAGGGAUAAGCUUUGUCUUCACUUCUGAUCUGAACAAUAAGAUCAGUAAUAAACUAUCGCAA
Messenger RNA from Cryptomeria japonica (Japanese cedar), 1459 nucleotides. RefSeq lists its product as uncharacterized. Lineage: Eukaryota; Viridiplantae; Streptophyta; Pinopsida; Cupressales; Cupressaceae. The transcript has 3 exons. The record is from RefSeq and is a predicted model, not a curated record. Bases 101 to 1111 code for a protein of 336 amino acids. Gene Ontology annotation, molecular function: protein binding.